GCCAGAGCCAGAAUUUGAAACCAGACGAGGAUGCUGAGGCCCAGAGAGAAGAAGUGACUUGGACAGGGACACACAGCAAGGAGAGGUGGAGCUGGGCCUCUAGUUUGAAAAUCCUGACUCCACACCUGGUGUUGGUGCCAAGACCCCAGGCUGCUUCCCAGAUCCUCUGGGACAGCCCCUGCUUUCCACCAGCCAGGAUCAUGGGCAGCAACAAGAGCAAGCCCAAGGAUGCCAGCCAGCGGCGCCGCAGCCUGGAGCCCUCCGAGAACGCCCAUGCUGUAGGAGGGGGCGCCUUCCCCACCUCCCAGACCCCCAGCAAGCCAGCUUCGGCCGACGGCCACCGCGGACCCAGCGCAGCCUUCGCCUCCGCCGCCGCAGAGCCCAAGCUGUUCGGAGGUUUCAACUCCUCGGACACGGUCACCUCCCCGCAGAGGGCGGGGCCACUGGCUGGCGGAGUGACCACCUUUGUGGCUCUCUAUGAUUAUGAGUCACGGACGGAGACUGACCUGUCCUUCAAGAAAGGGGAACGGCUCCAGAUUGUCAACAACACAGAGGGAGACUGGUGGCUGGCCCACUCGCUCAGCACCGGACAGACAGGCUACAUCCCCAGCAACUAUGUGGCGCCCUCUGACUCCAUCCAGGCCGAGGAGUGGUACUUUGGCAAGAUCACCAGACGAGAGUCCGAGAGGUUACUGCUCAACACCGAGAACCCGAGAGGGACCUUCUUAGUACGAGAAAGUGAGACCACAAAAGGUGCCUACUGCCUCUCUGUGUCCGACUUCGACAACGCCAAGGGCCUCAACGUGAAGCACUACAAGAUCCGCAAGCUGGACAGUGGUGGCUUCUACAUCACCUCCCGCACCCAGUUCAACAGCCUGCAGCAGCUGGUGGCCUACUACUCCAAACACGCCGACGGCCUGUGCCAUCGCCUCACCACCGUGUGCCCCACGUCCAAGCCGCAGACUCAGGGCCUGGCCAAGGAUGCCUGGGAGAUCCCUCGGGAGUCACUGCGGCUUGAGGUCAAGCUGGGCCAGGGCUGCUUUGGAGAGGUGUGGAUGGGGACCUGGAAUGGCACUACUAGGGUGGCCAUCAAAACCCUAAAGCCGGGCACGAUGUCUCCAGAGGCCUUCCUGCAGGAGGCCCAGGUCAUGAAGAAACUGAGGCACGAGAAGCUGGUGCAGCUGUAUGCAGUGGUGUCUGAGGAGCCCAUCUACAUUGUUACGGAGUACAUGAGCAAGGGGAGUUUGCUGGACUUUCUCAAGGGGGAGACAGGCAAGUACCUGCGACUGCCUCAGCUGGUGGACAUGGCUGCUCAGAUCGCUUCAGGGAUGGCAUAUGUGGAGCGGAUGAACUAUGUCCACCGGGACCUCCGUGCUGCCAACAUCCUGGUGGGCGAGAACCUGGUAUGCAAGGUGGCUGACUUUGGGCUGGCCCGGCUCAUUGAAGACAACGAGUACACAGCCCGGCAAGGUGCCAAAUUUCCCAUCAAGUGGACGGCUCCAGAAGCUGCGCUCUAUGGCCGAUUCACCAUCAAGUCGGAUGUGUGGUCCUUUGGGAUCCUGCUGACAGAGCUCACAACAAAGGGACGGGUCCCCUACCCUGGGAUGGUGAAUCGUGAGGUGCUGGACCAGGUUGAGCGAGGCUACCGGAUGCCCUGCCCACCCGAGUGUCCUGAGUCCCUGCAUGACCUCAUGUGCCAGUGCUGGCGGAAGGAGCCAGAGGAGCGGCCUACCUUCGAGUACCUGCAGGCCUUUCUGGAGGACUACUUCACGUCCACUGAGCCCCAGUACCAGCCCGGAGAGAACCUCUAGGAGCAGGAAGGGCCAGAUGGACUUCUUGGCUUGGAUCCUGGUCUGGGGGACCCCUUAUGUGGGUCUUGCCUCCUGUUGCCUGCCCAUGUGGGCCCUCCCUCUGUGGAGCUGAAUUGCCGGGGCCAGACCCCUCCCUCUUUUGUGGCAUGGAAGGGCUUUGGGACAUGCUGGAGCCUGUGAGGGCAGGGCCAAGGCCAGCACAGUGACUCUGUUGCAGCUCCUGGGACGUAUGCCCCCUCUCUGGGUUCUCUCCCUAGGUUCACCAGUCUUUGGAGAAGGAGCCGGGAAGAGUGUCUGGACUAGGGCUGGGCACCCUCUUUCUGUGCAUCAAGGUCCUUUUCUACUUGCCAUGCCCCCCAGGUCUGUCUCAAGAGCUGGCCAAAGAGCCUUUCCAAAGAGGAGCGAAGGGCCCCUGGCCCUUAGCCUGCCUGCCACCCUGCCCCUUGCCAUCCACUUUGGAAACAUCUGUAGGCGGAGGCCAUCAGGGCCAGACCCCCCUGCUGUCGCUCCCAGGCUGGGGGCCUGAGUUCGACGUGAUGCUGGUGGGUGUGAUGAGCACCCCUCAGACCCUGCCCUUCUUAGAUCUGAGGAACCCUUAGGGAUCUUCAGUUGCUUGCCCCCGUUUUACCCAUGGGGAGACUGAGUCCAGAGAGGGAUUGUGACUUGCCACAAAGAAAUUCAGGGUUGAAGUGAGAUUGGAACCUGGUGCUUCCACUGUCUUCCUCAGGAACCAAUGAGAAUCGUCCUCUGAGGCAUCAAGGACAGACGAGGACAGUCCAGGGGGCAAGGGUGGGUUAGAGAUAGUGAGUUCUGCAGCUGCUGCCCACUUGACUGGGCUGUUGUGGGGGAAGAGAUUGGAGGCAGAUGUGAGGCUGAGCUGGGAAUAAGAGGGGAGGUGCAGGUGUAGAGAGGCAGGCUUCAAUCAGGAUGUGGGUGGCUUUUGACCUUCAGAGCCAGCUAGCCAUGAAAGAGUGAGCUCCCAGGCUCUGGAGGCGAUCAAGCAGAAAUAGAAGACCCAAUAGGCUGGGAGACCCUGGCCCUGACCUCCGGAGGGAACCCCAGGUCCUCCUUUCCCCACUUUGUCCUGUGCCAUUUCAAUGCCUGGCCUCUGGUCUCUUGGCACCCAUUUACUUAUGAGAAGAGAGAGAAGUACUUACUGGGGUGAAAGAGGAUGAGGAGCCCACUGCCAUGCACCAGGAUUGGCUGUGUGACCUUGGGCAGCCCCUGCUUUAUCUCUGGACUGUAGUGUCUGCCCCAUGUGUGGCAUGAUCUCUGCAAGCUCCUGUCCUGACCAGACCCUGUGGCAAGACAUCCAUGGGGAGCCCAACCCUGCAACAUCAGGCGACUGUUUUGGGUGUGGCUCCACUGUUUAUCUGGACGGCUUCUCCCUGGGCCUCAGUGUGCCCAUCUGUAAAAGGGCAGACAAGUUUGUGGCAUCCUGACAAGGGUCUCCAUGUGUGUAUGUGUGUGCACGUGUGUGUCUUCAUGUGUGUCCAUAUUUAACAUGUAAAAACGCCCCCCCAUCCCCCAGACACAUUGUACAUUUCACCCAUGGCACCCCAUGUCAUAGCAAUAACAUUCCCACUGUCAAGGGUUCUUGAGCCAGCCAGGCCCUGCCAGUGGGGAAGGAGGCCAAGCAGUGCCUGCCUAUGAAAUUUCAACUUUUUCUUUCAUACGUGUUGAUUACCCAAGUCUCCCGUCCAUCGCAGUCAUAUCUGGGCUCGCUCACCCCAGCGUGCUCUCAAAUCCCCUCCAACUGCCCAGGGCCCUUUCUAUAAGGUGUCCUAAUACUGUCCUUUUUAUAAAAAAACAAAAAAACAGUGUUUUGUAGAUUUCAGAUGACUAUGCAGAGGCCUGGGGGACCCCCGGCUCUGGGCAGGGCCUGGGGAUCCCAAAUUCCAAGGCCCAGGCUUGGGGGGAGGAGGGUAGGGAAUCCAGAAUUGGUUGUAAAUACUUUGCAUACUGUCUGAUUAAACACAAACAGACCUCAGAGUUUG
Molecule: messenger RNA, 3808 nt
Organism: Otolemur garnettii (small-eared galago)
Lineage: Eukaryota; Metazoa; Chordata; Mammalia; Primates; Galagidae
Gene: SRC
Product: SRC proto-oncogene, non-receptor tyrosine kinase
Exons: 13
Coding region: 201-1811 (536 amino acids)
Biological process (GO): cell adhesion; osteoclast development; bone resorption
Cellular component (GO): extrinsic component of cytoplasmic side of plasma membrane
Molecular function (GO): ATP binding; growth factor receptor binding; non-membrane spanning protein tyrosine kinase activity
Source: RefSeq, a predicted model, not a curated record